Molecule: messenger RNA, 3078 nt
Organism: Hippoglossus stenolepis (Pacific halibut)
Lineage: Eukaryota; Metazoa; Chordata; Actinopteri; Pleuronectiformes; Pleuronectidae
Product: synaptobrevin
Exons: 5
Coding region: 668-1033 (121 amino acids)
Biological process (GO): SNARE complex assembly; vesicle fusion; vesicle-mediated transport
Cellular component (GO): plasma membrane; SNARE complex
Molecular function (GO): SNAP receptor activity; syntaxin binding
Source: RefSeq, a predicted model, not a curated record
AGGGGGGGGCACCGCACUGUCGUUACGAGUCCAAGUGGAGGGAGGCAGGAGGAGAGACGCAUUAUUGCAGCAGCCGACGGUGCCACAACACUUUUUACGCGGACGAGAGAGAGGGAGAGGGAGGUAAAGAAAUCAACCGAAUCUUCAUGACCGGACUUUUCUUUUCUUCAUCCUACAUUUAAAAAAAGCUGUUUCUAGGAGAAGUGUCCGCAUCCCGGAGCAGGAGGAGCCGCUGCAGGGACACAACAUCCCCGGACAUCCUCCUCCUGCACGGAUUAUAACCCAGAGGUACUUUCAUCGCCCUCUUCUUCCUCCUCCUCUGUUUCUCUUCUUCUUCACACCACACUCUCCAGCUCAGCCUCAUCGCCGUGAACUCCCUGCUCGGCUGCUUGCGCCCGUGUUGCGGUACUUUUGAACGCAUCGCUCCAGAGGACCCGCUCCACUGCGCCAAACAGCCCCGCGCGUCAGUUUCCUCUCCAUCACUGAAGCGUUCGGGACUUUUAUUGGGACCAGUGCCCAGAAAUCCACGUCUCCUUCAUCCCAGUGAUUUCUCUGUUUUUUUCUUUCUUUUCGUGUGGUACUUCAGAACCUCCCUCUCUCCUCCUCCUCUUCCUCCCCCUCCUCCUCCUCCACUGCCCGUGAGUCAGUUCAAACAGCUGCAGAGAAGAUGUCUGCCCCAGAUGCCGCCGCAGCCCCCGGUGCUCCAGGAGCCCCCGGUGCAGAUGGAGCGCCCGGCCAACCUCCAGGCCCACCCAACACUUCCAGCAACCGCAGGCUACAGCAGACACAGGCCCAAGUAGAGGAGGUGGUGGACAUCAUGCGGGUGAAUGUGGACAAGGUUUUGGAAAGGGACCAGAAGCUCUCAGAGCUGGAUGACAGAGCGGAUGCUCUCCAAGCCGGAGCCUCCCAGUUUGAAAGCUGCGCAGCCAAGCUAAAGAACAAGUACUGGUGGAAGAACUGCAAGAUGAUGAUCAUGAUGGGCAUCAUUGGAGUCAUUGUGGUUGGAAUAAUAUUCUUGUACUUCUUCUACUGAACUCAGCCCAUCAAUACAGAUGGAUAUGGACUUGAGAAUGAUACGAGAGGGAAGAGAGAAAAAAAGAAAAACUAGCGCCACUCCUCCCUCUUUUAUCCGUCCUCUCCUCCCUCUCUUCACACAGUCUUCCAUCCAACCAUCUUGCACUUACACAUGACUUUAGUGUUAAUAGGUGUGUCUGCUUUCUUUGUCCCUCCCUGUUCCCUCUCUUCUUAUCGCUUUCUUCCACUGUUUUGGCGUGAAGUCGAACUCGCUCGCUCUCUCCCGGUCUCUGCACCUCAUGUAUUAUUGAAGGUCGUAGCAGGCGGAGUGAAAGAGGAAGAAAGAAAGAGAAGGAGGGAGGGACGGAGGGAGAGAGAAAAAUCCUUGUGACACGGGGAACACACGGGUCUAUGAGCCCAAUGAACAGAGCCAUGGGGGGUAAUGUACAGUGUACAGAGGGUGAAUGUGUGCAGGGAGAUUGAACCAGAGUUUGCAGUCCUUUCUACCCCUGAUACACCAAAGCUUGUUCAUAUUAACUUUUUUGAGAGUCCUGCAUUUGUAAAUUGAUACUGACAUGCCAAACUAACACUCUCCUCCUCCUCCUCCUCGUCCUCCUCACCACCACCACUGCUUCCAUCGUCGCUGCUUCCUAACAUGAGGUCAUGUUAGAUUAAGAUUGUGAUCGGUUUUGUUGUAGGCGCGUGUGUAUUUGUGAUCCAAAGCAUUGUAGCUAGUAGCUUUUUCCAAGUUUAGUGACUUUUUCUUCUCCUGCUUAACUUUCUCUUACUUAGCCUCUUACUUCUCCGAUGUUUAGUGAUAGAAAAGAGAAAGAUGUGAAAAACGGUGUGAGGGUUUAAGAAAAGGAAGAAGUGAUUCAGGGAUAUGUAGUUUGAGCAUUGCAGCAUUUUUCAGCAUAAAUAAGUGAAAAACUACUUGUGUCUGGACCGAAAAGCGAUUCCUGACUUGUAGUUCUAUAACGAUGCUUCAUUUGUACGGGGGGUUUUGUACCACAGGUGGUGGCAUGUAACUUUAUGCCUCGCGGCAUAAGCAGCGAGGUGAGCAGACGAGCAGCCACUGACAGACAAUCUACUGUGUACAUGAACCCCUCCGACGCAGAGGAAGGCCUCUCAAAUCUGUCCUGGGACGGAGUCACAGCCAUAGACAGAUAAAUGUGUAGCAUCACAUUUCAAACAGGUAAAAACAACAUCCAGAGUCGUGUUGACAGAAGUGUUUGUGUGAAUGUUGUUUUCAAGUUGAUCCAAUCUAUGGAAAAGCAGCGAAACGGGAGAAAAGACUUGAUUGGGAAAACCUCGGAGCCGCCCGGCCCUCCCGCUGCCCCCUCACCCGCUCACAUCAAAACAGACCCAGCCUCCACCUUCAGUUCAGUAACAGUCAAAAAGAGGUGUUUGUUUCUAACUUGCAUGGCAAACGGUGUCCAUAGUUUUGCCUAUUUGUGUGACCUGUGUAUCUGCCAUGUCUGAAUCUAACUGCCGAUUGUACAUUUUCUUUUGUUAGUGGUUUCAAGGACCUAUGUAUAUUUUCUGAUCUGAUAAUUACUGCUUAUGCAAUGCAAUGACGCCGAGGACUUUGCCAAGUUUUAAAUUCACUUGCUUUUGAGAGAAAAAUUAUAUCCAGAGACUGCAAACAACUGCUACUAUUGUGAACCGUUAAAUACAUGUAGUAUUGUAUGAGUAGAACCAUAGUACACAUCUGUCAGACAAUGCUCCUGAAAGCAAGUUUAUACAUUCUUUCAGGUUUUCUGGGAGGGGGGGGUUGUUGUUGGAGAAAAGCUUGUUUUCCUCUCCUCAGACUGAUUUUGAGAGUUGAUGAAAUUGUGAAAAUAUGAACAACCUUACGUGCAAAGUGCAUUUAUGAAUAAUUGUAGCAGUUCCAGUCCAAAAUUACCUGAUGGUAUUGUGCAACAACAAUAUUAAAGGGUAAUUACCACAUUAGGUAUGAGAACAUGUGUGAUUUACAGUAAGAGAUGCAACUGGAUUUGCAAAAAACAAAUGCAUGCUUACCACUUUUGCUGAUGCCAAUAAAGAAAUCAUCAAUAGACCUGA